This is a messenger RNA of Planococcus citri (citrus mealybug), 7234 nucleotides long. Its product is annotated as ras-specific guanine nucleotide-releasing factor 2-like. The transcript has 27 exons. Lineage: Eukaryota; Metazoa; Arthropoda; Insecta; Hemiptera; Pseudococcidae. Gene Ontology annotation, biological process: Ras protein signal transduction; positive regulation of GTPase activity. Gene Ontology annotation, cellular component: plasma membrane. Bases 393 to 5021 code for a protein of 1542 amino acids. The record is from RefSeq and is a predicted model, not a curated record. Gene Ontology annotation, molecular function: guanyl-nucleotide exchange factor activity; protein binding.
GCCAGUUUCAAAGUUCAUCUCUCGGUAUCCACUUCGAUUCGCAUAUACGAGUAAUUGUGCUUUGUUUUUCCGGGCAAAUGUGAUUUUUUUUUGACCAAACACGAACGCUAAUAGCAUAACAGGGUAUAAAAGAGUUGCAAAAUCAUCCAAUCAAAAGUUCGCUUAGUUAUGACGUCACGACAUCUCCAACCUGAUGAAUUUCCGCGCGAGUAAACGGGCGUAACAGGCGAUAGUAGAGAACAGAAGCCGGACUUUUCUAUCGCACGCUUCUUUCACGAGUGAACGUUACUUUUUUGGUUUUUCGUUCGAGAGUAUAUUGCGAUUUUUAUCGUGAGUUUCAAUACAAAAAUGAAUCCUUACGAGUUCAACAGCGACAUUUCCUAAAAACAUCAAUGGAUUCGGUAGAUUCUACCCGUCGUUCGAGAAGCAACUUCAGCCCCAAGAUGCUGAGUCCAAAAAUGCAACGUUCAAUUCGUGUCAACGACAGUCAGCUAGUCAUGCUGUCGGAAAGGGCUCACUUCGACCAUUCUCGAGCCGGAUACCUUCACAAAAGAACUGCGGAUAGUAAUAAGUGGCAGCUAAGGUGGUUCGUUUUGUACCAGAAUUUGCUGUUUUAUUACGAUUCGGAAGCUUGUAAUCGACCGUCUGGAGUUGUAUUUUUGGAAGGAUGUUAUUGCGAGAGAAUCAUUACCACUACUGGUUGUACCAAAAAGGACUUGCACGAUAAACAGCUUUGCUUCGCAAUAUCAUAUAGAAGAGAGAAUCAAAGGCAGUACGAAUUAAGAGCUAGUAAUGAAGCUGAUUGUCAACAUUGGGUUGAAGCAAUACGAGAUGCAAGCUUUAACAAAUUGCUUUUGCAAAAGGAAGAAUUAGAGCAAAAACAUUUACAUCUUUUGCAAAUCGUUGAAAGCGAGAAGACGGCGAAAUGGCAGUACACGCAACAAUGCGAAGACUUGGCAGUCGAAAUCAAGAAACUCAGAUCCGAGCUAUACACGAUGAAAAAAGAAUGGAAACCGACGGCUGCUUCGUCUUGUAGCAACAUUAGCACUACAUCGGGCUACGAAGGUAGUCAACAGUUCCCCGCCAAUGUAGCUUCUUCCAGCGAUUCACCGGUCAUAGAUGCCGUUCAAUUGCAAAAAAUCAAAAAAGUUCAAAGUUUCUUUCGCGGAUGGCUGUGCCGUAGGCGGUGGAAACAAAUCGUCGAGCAAUAUAUUAAAAGUCCUCAUGCCGAAAGCAUGAGAAAAAGGAACUGUUUAGUCUUCCGUAUGGUAGAAGAAGAAGAAGAGUAUUUGAAGCAGUUGGAUAUCAUAGUAUCGUGUUUUCUUAGACCGCUCAGAAUGGCUGCGUGUUCCCAAAAACCGCCUUGCACACAUGAAGAUAUUAAUUCGAUAUUCUUAAACGUUGAAACUAUUUUAUUCCUUCAUCAGAUAUUCUACAAAGGGUUAUCAUCCAGAAUGGAAUCUUGGCCUACAUUAAUUUUAGGCGACUUGUUCAACAUGCUGAUUCCAAUGCUGAGCAUUUAUCAAGAAUACGUUCGUAAUCACCAUUACAGCGUGCAAGUAUUAACCGAAUGCAAACAAUCAGCAGCAUUUUCAACUAUUCUGGAUAAAUUAGAAAAUAAACCGGCUUGCCAUUCGUGCCAAUUAGAUACAUUCUUGAUGACCCCGAUGCAUCAGAUACCGAGGUACAUCGUUACGUUACACGAACUUUUAGCACAUACGCCUCACGAUCAUGUCGAUCGUAAAAGCCUAAUGGAAGCGUGUCAAAAGCUCGAAGACUUAUCAAGACAGAUUAAAGAUGAGGUGAGCGAGACGGAAAACUUGCGAAAAAAUUUAGCCAUUGAAAGAAUGAUCGUCUCCGGAUGCGAUAUAUUAUUGGAUGUUAAUCAAGUUUAUGUUCGCGAAGGUCGAUUGGUUCACUAUUUUCCGGAUCGUUCUAUCGCUACGAGGGUUCGUUGGUCGUUGUCAAAAACACCUGAAAAAAUUGCUGUACGAUACUGUUACCUUUUUUCCAAUCAUCUUAUUUUAACUACCAGAGAUCCGAACGGAAAGUUACAUUUGGUUCAAGAUAUCGGUCGGAUACCUUUGGUCAGCACUAAACUAAUCGAAGAUCCUAGUGAUAAUCAUACGGACGAAGAUGGAAUGUCGGUGUGUACGCACAGUCAAGCGGCCAGCAGCAAUAUUCACAGAAAAGGAAGCCAAAGUAAUAUUUGCGAAUCGCAAUCGCUCCAGUCGUUAAUUACGUGCCCUCAACAUCAUGAUUUUAAACUCGUGAUCGAGAAAAAAGGCGCUCAACCUGAGACGGUUCAUUUGUACGCGUUAACAAUGCAAGAAAAAGCUGCCUGGAUUAGCGAUAUUAGCCAGUGUUUAGAUAAUGUAAGAUUUAGCGAUUUCGUCCAAGGAGGAGAUGCAUCGAUGGUUACCAUGCCUCAUUGUGUUAGAAAUGAUCCUAAACUCUUCCAAGACGAUGUUGAUAUUAGAUUUAGUAGAACGUUGAACUCAUGCAAGGUAUGUCAGGUGCCAAAAAUUCGCUACGCUACUCCAGAACGUCUUCUAGAACGAUUAACAGACCUUCGAUUCUUAUCUAUUGAUUUUUUGAACACGUUUUUACUCACGUACAAAGUAUUCACCGAUGGGGUUACUGUUUUGGAAGCUUUAAAGAAGGUAUACUACGAUGCAGAGCCACCAGAAGCGCAAACUACCUACCAAGGUUUACCGGAUUCAUCGAUGGAUUCUUUUUACGGCAGAUUUACUGAUUUUCAAUCGAACCAGGAGUUAUUAUCGGCUCAUCUAGCAGAAUUAGAGCAUAGAGGAUGUUUAAUGUCUCCGAGACGUAUUAGUGCUAGCUCGAUGUCUGGUGCAGGAUACGAUUCAGAGACCAGUGAACGAGAAAGAAGUUCUAGUUACGAUUCGCAAGGAUAUAAACCGUUUUGGAGAUUUAGCAGUUUUAAGAAAGUGGAUGAAGAAUUAUUAUGUCAAAUCAAAGAAAUAACGGUCACUUCGAAAGAAGAAGAUUCUGCCGAAGCUGAAGAAGAUGCAGAACCUAAACGAAGAGUGAGCAUCAGAGUAGAAGAACCGAAAGGAAGUAAAUUAGAUAUACCGCCGAACACUUUGAGCGAAUCCUCAAGCAGUGAAACACUAAUGGCUGCCAGCGCUCCGUCAUCUCCUGGUAAUUUGAGUAGUACGACAUUGGUGGCUUUAUCGACUGAUCAAGGUACAGGAGAGUCAUCAAAUGUCGAAGGAGUAGAAAAAACACCGGAAAAAUCAGCCGAAAAGUUGACGGAAAAAUUAGUCGAGAAAUCGUUGGAAAAAGCUGCAGAGAAAUCGGUCGAAGAACAAACGCCCACGAGAAGUUCAACUCCUUCGAGAUCUACGGAUCAUAUACCAUCGAUUGGCGAAUCUAUUUCAGCUACUUCGUCUCCUAUUCAUAUGUCAAGAGGUAGCUUCAGUCAACAAAUACCAUUGGGUCGUCGUACUUCUCAUAUGAGUGAUACCGGUUCAACUAGCGGUACCAGCGGUUUAACUAAAAGAAGAAGCAUAGUUACCAGCGAAUCUCAAGAUGAAGGAUUCCCAGAUGAUAUUAGUUGUACGUCGUCUAAACAUUCCUCCAUCGCGUACCCAAUAUCAUUUCAAAAUUUCUUCAAACAACGAAAAUCUCAAGCCGGAAUGAGCGAAGAUGAAAGUGGACCCGAUAGUUCUCGUACAGCAUCUCAAAGAUCCAGUGUACAGCAUGACAGAAGUCGUAAACCAGCCAGUAAAGCAGGAGUUGUGAUCACUUCAUCGAGACAGUCCAAAAGAAGGAGUAGCACAUCAGCGACGGCUGCAGCCUUUGCAAUCGCAACAUCAGCGUCGAGCAACCCUCGAGAUAUUUCUCCUCAGCGUGCUGAAGAGACUCAAGACCUAGCUACAUCGCGAGUUAGCAGUUUCAGAGAGAAAUACAAACGAAAAGAUUCCAUUUUAUCAACAGCUGCCACGAUGAGAGUAUUAAAUGUGCUUAAACAUUGGGUUUCCAAGCAUUCGCAAGAUUUCGAUGAAAAUGAAGAAUUAAAAACGAUGACAAUCAAUUUCCUUAACGAGAUAAUCGCCGCUCCGAAUCUACUCCAGGCUGAGCAGAAAGUAGCCAAUCAGUUGUUGAAUUUAUUGAACGAGCAUAAAGAUAAGAUGAACGAAGAGCAAAUCGAACUGAAUUUAUUGUUUACUACUCCAUCGCCUACUGCUUUAUUGCAGAGUCCGAAUACUCAAGGUAUUGAGAAAUUCUCAGCUCUGGAAAUUGCCGAAGAGAUGACUUACAUCGAUCAUAAAAUAUUUAUAUCCAUAAGAAGCCAGGAAUUCUUAGCCAACGCUUGGAUGAAAGAAGACAAAGCUGUACGAGCACCGCAUAUAAUCCUAAUGACUAAACGUUUCAACGAAGGAUCUCAACUCGUCGCUUCCGAGAUAAUUCGAAGAACAAACAUGUCAGCCCGAGUGAACGCUAUAGAAAAAUGGACCGCUGUUGCAGAUAUCGCCCGAUGUCUUCGAAACUACAACGGAGUACUCCAGAUUUGCGCCGCUUUCACCACCAGCCCAGUUUACCGACUGAAAAAAACCUGGGAGAAGGUUUCCAAAUCUACGAGAUCGACUAUCAAAAAGCUACAAUUGACUGUAUCGUCGGAUGGCAGAUUUCGUAACUUGAGAGAUACCUUGAGACGAUCGGAACCGCCUUGUAUUCCGUAUUUGGGAAUGUAUUUGUCUGAUUUAUCGUUUAUUGAAGAAGGAACGCCUAAUUUUACCGAAGAUGGGUUGUUGAAUUUUUCAAAAAUGCGAAUGAUCGCUCACGUGAUUCGAGAAGUUCGAUGUUACCAAGAUACCCGCUACAGUAUCGAACACAAUCCAAAAGUCAGUAGUUACCUGUUGAAUAAAUCGUUACUUCUGGACGACGAAGAACUAUACCGUAGAUCGUUAGAAUUAGAACCUCGUACUAGUCGACUCAGCAUCACUCCUUUAUCCAGCGUACCGCAAAAUCUUUCAUCUCAAGGUUCCUGAAAAUACAAGAAAAAUUGACGCGUUGCCGUAUUCGCGUCACUAAUCGAUACAGUCUAUUCUCUAAUUCAUCUUCAUUCCAUUUUUAUUAUUGUAUCAUACUACCUACCUACGAAUUUUUAUUACUUGGCGGAUGCGUUCCAUUCGUUAUUUUUUUCCCUCCCCAUCACGUGCUUCUUAGUUAUUAAUUUUAAUUUCCAUUCAGCGUAUUUGUUUUCAUCGCAUAGCUGAAAUACUUUCAAUUUUUUUCCUUUUUUUUCUACUACGUUUUAAUGUGCUCGAAUUAUAAGUAUUCUCCUUUUUUCCCCUUUUACCUUUUUUUUUUUUAUUAUUAAUAAUUUCUUCUUUUCAUUCUUUCGACGAUAUCGUGUCUUUUGCUCGCCAAUGUGUGUGUGUAUUUUUCUAGUCCGUUAUCAGGUUCCUUAUUUUUUUUUACAUAAGUCAAUUGCUAGUCGUUGUUUUUUUUUCGGUCAUAAUAAGCCAUAUCAUUCUUGGUCAUGUGGGAGCAUCCGAGCUCAUAUUUUUGUCUUCCUUUUAUUGGAAUAAAUCAUAUCCUAUAUAAAUGACGAUUGUAACAAUUGGCACGAUAUCGAGAUCUUCUAUGUAAAUAUGUUUCUACUUCUUUAUUGAGAGAAAAAAAAAAUCAUCAAUGCAUUUAAAAAAUACUACAACGUUGAACGUAUGGUAAUUUAUAUCCUAUGUACUUGUAUUAUCAGAUUUUGUGUAUAUUCGAGUUGCAAAUAGGCCUAAGUAUAAUUAAUGUGUAUUUGUGUAACGUAAUUAUAGCUGUGAUAUUUUAGAGUACAAAUUAUUACGGAAUAUUUGCGGGGUAGUGUUACCAAAAAAAAAAAAAAAAAAGGACAUGUACUAUUAAUGUAAGUACGUCGGUAAGAUUUUUUUUAAAAAGCUGUUCUAUUGUAUGGUUAUUGGUUACCUUGUUUCGUGUGUUUGGAUUUAGUUACCGUCAAGAUCUCAAUAGGCGGAUGAAGGGUGAGAUUUUUGUCAUCACAGUCCAGGGAUAGCCUUUCUACCGGAUAAAACUUGUAUGAUUUUAAUGGUUGCAAAAAAAAUGAUCUCAAAAAAUGUUGUUCUAAUUGUGUGUCAUGUGUGUUCGUUCGUUCAUUAGCUUUCAUUUGUAUUUAGUCUGAUUAUUGUCGCCGGUGAAUGCAUCGAUUCUAGUUCAAUGGUUUCGAAUCACCUAGAAUUUGGUUUAGGAAUAUUCACAUAGAGGGAAUUUAUUACCAAGAGGAAGAAAUCGAGUUAAAUUGUGUUCAGAAGUAAUUAAGGUCGAAGUUAGGUUUCGGAAUAAUUGAUUUACAUAUAAUAUGAAUAAUUCAUAUUUACCUACAAAAGUGAUAAAGAAUCGUACAGUGUACUACGAUAGAGAAAAAAAUCAUCGAAAUUCUUUCAUUCAAUUUCUUUUCUAUGUAGUUAGGUAUAUAUUCUUAUACUUAGGUAUCUUGUAAACCAUGUAAACUUUAUGUUUAUAUUACCUACCUACCUACCUACCUACCUAUUUCUAAUGAAAAUCAAAAAAAAAAAGAAAAAAAAAUACCUACUAAAUCGUGGUCAGUUUUUGUCAUGUGUAAAUAAAAUUUAAAUGUUUCAAACUAUAUAAAAAAUUUAAAAAGGUAAAAAACUUUCCAAAUGGUUGUGAUACUAUUUUAUGCGUUGAGUAAGUUGACAAUUGUUCAUUUUAAAGAAAAUGUUUUUUUCUUCAUUUUUUUUUGUCGUCUAAUCUACGUAAGUACAUGUUGCGUUGUUUAUGUGUAAAAGUAUAUUCGUUCUAUACGAUGUAUAUGGUAACAUUGAAUUUACAAACAAUCAAUUUUUUUUCCAAGCUUCCUCUAUUGCAAUUUUUUUUGUUUAUAAAUUAAGUUUUAAAUAUUUUGUUGUUCCUUUUUAUCAUCAUUUUUUUUCAAUUUAAUUUUUUUUUUUGAAACAUAUCUUUACGUGUUUAAAUUUACCUACAGCUUCCCCCUUACCCUUUUCAAAGUAGCACUGGAUAUAUUAUUACAGUUGAAGAAAAAUUACUUUUACCUACCUAUCAAUAAUAUUUUUAAAAAAACCAUACCUACCCGAUUUUAUUGACAUUGAUGUUACCAGAAGGUAUAAUUUCAUUACCUAUAAAAAUAUUUGCUGUGUAUACAUUAGAUGUUUGUUUUUAUUUGUUAAUUUGUGUGCAUUGGUAAAUAUAUGUUUUAUUGAAAUUCGAA